Messenger RNA from Sporothrix brasiliensis 5110, 1386 nucleotides. RefSeq lists its product as uncharacterized. NCBI's taxonomy places the organism in Eukaryota, Fungi, Ascomycota, Sordariomycetes, Ophiostomatales, Ophiostomataceae. The record is from RefSeq and is a predicted model, not a curated record. The transcript is spliced from 2 exons. The coding region runs from base 1 to 1386 and encodes 461 amino acids.
AUGGAUUCUGAUCUCCUCCGCGUCCUCGUCGGUCAGGACCACCGCGAGUUUGUCGUCCACCGGGGCCUGCUCUGUGCCAGCAGUCCCUUUUUCCGCGACAGCAUCGACGCCGUCCCGGAGGCCCUGACGCCGUCGUCUCCGGCGUCGACGCCACCUCCGUCGGCGCCCUCGCCGUCUCCGUCAACAAAACCCACCCUCAUUUGGCUCUCCGGCGAGUCUGCCAAUGUCUUUGAGCUGUUUGUGCUCUGGCUCUACCGCCGACACGCCUUCCGUGCGGUCGUCGAAGACGCCGUCACCAUCCUCGCCCGUGAGGCCAGGCCUGAUGAGGUUAUUACUCUUUACCCCGAGCACGACUCGGACACGACCGACAUAUUGAACGACAUAUUGACCGACAUAUUGACCGACACAUCGGCUGAUACAUUGGCGAAUACAUUGACCAACACAUCGGCUGACUCAUCGGCCUCGGCCAACUUGAGCGACCUCCAUUGGCACCUGGUUCGCCUCCACCUCUUCGCCGCCUACAUCGACAUACCCGUCCUCCAGGACGCCGUCAUGGACGCCCUGCAGGACCUGUACCUGCGCUUCGACUGGACCGCCACGCCGGCCCUCUUGACCUUUUUGUACGUCGAGGCCGACCCGCGGGCCGCCUGCCGUCUGCGCAAAUGGAGUGUCGCCCUGUUGGCAUGGACCCUCGCCAACAGCAACAGCAGCGGCGAUGACCAUGCAGAACCGGCCCGCCACGGCGGACUCGCCGAACACGCCGAACAUGCCGAACACGCUCGGCUGCGCGCCCUCCUCCGCCUCAUGGAACCCCUCGCCGACGAGUACGCCGCCCACAUCAGCAAAAUGACGGCCAGCCGCGCCGACACCCGCAUCAAGAACCCCCAGCUGCGCAUCCCCAGCAACCAGCUGCGCCGCGAGGACCGCCACUUUGGCUUCCGCCAGUGCUCGUUCCACAGCCACCGCCGCGCCGCCGGCGAGGGCCGCUGCCCGCACGAGCGCGCGCGGCGCCGCGGCGCCCUCGACCUCGUGUCGUCGCUGGCGCUGCCUCUGGGCUUGGGCAAAGACGUCAGGAUGGACGUCAGGAUGGACGUCAGGAUGGAUGUCAGGAUGGACGUCAAAGAUGCCAGCAAACCGGUCAGCGAGGCUGUCCACAACAACGUCCACAAAAACGUCAACAAAGCGGUCCACAACGUCAACAAAAACGCCAGCCAUGCGCCUCGCCGGCCAAGCCAGCACUCGCCGUCGGCGUCCCUUUGCUCGCUCUCGUCCCUCUCCUCGACGUCCAGCGGCAGUGAGCCCCGGCGGGAAGACCUGCCCGUCUGGUCGCCGCUCUCUGUCACGACUCCAGGGUAUGCGCCGCUGGGGAUGGAGUCGACCAUUUAA